AUGUCGUUCCCACCACAGUUUCAAUCCCCUGGUGGGUUCAAAGUCGACGCAGUUACAAGACCUGGCGAGCCACUCCAUGCCAAUAUCUUUCGCCCACCAUCGCCAACCUCUUCGAGCUAUAAUCUAGCUAAAUCAACCGGCAGCCUCCUCUCCGACAUUUCGAUGCCGAAUGCGCCCGCGACGGGAACAAUGAAGCGAAAGCGUGCGACCAUGCGAGACCCAACCCCAUUAAACUGGGGCAUGAACAUGGACGGUACCUACGAUAGCCGGGAAGAACAUAGGAAUCAGGCGUUCAGGUAUACGCUCGCGGGGCAGAUCAGCACUUCACCAGCUGAACUUCCAGCGGGGGCUGAAAACGGUCUGCUCGAGGACAGUGUGUACUCGGAUGUUGACUACCGAAGGGCGCUGGGACCAAAGGCGAUGCUCGAAGCAGAAUCGCCAUCUGACCAGACCCUGCCCGCCUUAGACACGGUGGCGCCGGUAGCGAGUUGGAGUUUGUUGAGCUUGCAAACGAUAGGAGAGAUGGUUGGCAAGGUCUGGGAGUUCUGCAAGAAAGGCGCAUUCAGGGGCUUCCAGGCAGGGGGCGGCCAGGCCUACAACAUGGACGGAGCAACAGUGACCGAAACCACGGGCGAAAAGCCGUGGGCGACAGAACAGGAUGCGCCUAUACAAUCCGCUGAAGAAACCGGCAUGAUUACGAACCCGACAACGUAUGCGCCAGAUCCCGCCCCUGUCCUUUAUUCUCCCGAAUAUCAUGACCCCGGACCAAGCGAAUGGUCACCCCAGCCGGCAGCUAAGCGACGGCAAGUCAGCGCGAACAACGACGAACUUAGGAACUGGGUUGUUGUUGAUGAAGCCAAAGCUGCAGGGACGAGGCCCUAUGGCCCAGCCCAGUCUCGACCUGGAUACCACAGCCAGGCGUCAGUGAGCGGCCAUCGCCGGAUUUCGGUACCCUCCCAGCGAUUCACAGGUGGAACUCCAACCUUCCCUCGAACCCGCGCACGCCCAUCGCUCCACGUCUCGCAGACUAGCUCGCCUAGCCUUGCCCAACGCGAACCUGCCAGCUUCGCUUCUCCGCGCUCCUCCCCCGUUGCCGGCUCUACACCCAGCCGAAUCCCCGUCCCUAUCCAUCACCGCCGGACUCAUUCCUCCGCCUCUAACUCCGCGGCAUCGUCAUUCAAUAUGGGGCCAGCUGCCGGGGGCGCCAGCAGCGCGACGACGAUGUCAGUCUCGAAUCGACGGCAGAGCGCCAAAGGUCCCUCAGACCUGCACCAAAAAUCCACAAGUCCGCGACUAGACGCUGAAGCGCGACAGUUGGCGCAGCGCAAAAUGGCCGUGGAACGGGAUACAGAUGCCAAGGUGGAUGCAUUCAAUGCGCAGUUGUUGAGUAUGAUUCGGCAGGGGCGGGAGGCGUUGGGGACGAAGGUGGAGGUAGAGAUGGAUGUGGAUGAAGGGGGUCUAGGUGGAGAGGGCGAGUUCGGCGGAUAUGUGUAUGGGGAAGGCGAUCGUGGGGGAUAUCUUGGCGUUGGAGGAGGACCGAGGGUUGGGGGUGGUAGGACGGUCAGUGGUGGUUGGGAAGAUGAUGAGUGA
Messenger RNA from Dichotomopilus funicola, 1590 nucleotides. RefSeq lists its product as uncharacterized. Bases 1 to 1590 code for a protein of 529 amino acids. NCBI's taxonomy places the organism in Eukaryota, Fungi, Ascomycota, Sordariomycetes, Sordariales, Chaetomiaceae. The transcript is spliced from 2 exons. The record is from RefSeq and is a predicted model, not a curated record.